Messenger RNA from Salvia hispanica, 703 nucleotides. The record is from RefSeq and is a predicted model, not a curated record. NCBI's taxonomy places the organism in Eukaryota, Viridiplantae, Streptophyta, Magnoliopsida, Lamiales, Lamiaceae.
ACGAUGUUGGUUGUUGCUGCGUGUUAUUUUUUGUGCUAACACAAAGUUACAAUAUUGCUGUAAAUAUUGAAAACGUUUUCCUGGGUUAUUGCUUUUACAGAUGAUAUUCAUAAAAAAAUCAAAGUUAGUUAUAUCAAUAUGGAAUAAAUUCCUAUUGCUUACUUGUAAUUUCCAUGACAGGCUCAACCGUACUUGACAGGAGAAGUUACACCGAUGCAAGAUAAUGUUCCUCUCGACAUGACAGAAAUAAACAUUGAAGUUUUGAAAUUGAAGGAAGUUCUUCACAAUUUGAAUAGGUUAGAGAUAAAAUUGAAGACACCAAGGGAAGCAUCAUUGCAAACUCAAAUUACAAAUUCUCUUGUUUGGGCUGAAAAGGAAAUAACUUCGGAUUACAUCAGAGAUUUUGUUCCAUCCGUUGCUGAACGUGUUUCUUUUGCUGCGCUUCAACCUGUUUCAGGUUCGAAUCAAUCCGAACUGGCAAAGUUGCAGAAAGAAAAACUGGUGUCGAUGGAAACAAGUGAUACACUCCAAAGACUAGAGAAAGCUGUCCAAUUAGCCAAAGACAAUAUCAAAAUACUUGCCGCCAAGCUUGCCAUUCAAUUCUAGAGAGGCAGUGAGGCUUUGUACAAAAUUGCAAAAUUUGCACAGUAUGUCAACUCACUAUUUGUUUUGUUUAUCAAUAAAAAGGAAGUAUUUCGGUCCA